Molecule: messenger RNA, 1457 nt
Organism: Neurospora tetraspora
Lineage: Eukaryota; Fungi; Ascomycota; Sordariomycetes; Sordariales; Sordariaceae
Exons: 1
Coding region: 275-982 (235 amino acids)
Biological process (GO): mRNA splicing, via spliceosome
Cellular component (GO): U4/U6 x U5 tri-snRNP complex; spliceosomal complex
Source: RefSeq, a predicted model, not a curated record
CCCCGUCGUUGGCGUUGCCGCAGCGGCAGUGCGUUCUGGCGCGUUCCUGGCAAGUUCAUUGUUUAAUUGAUUUCCAUCUGAAAGCAUUGGCCAACUUUAUCCCUUUAUCCAUACAUCAUCCAUCACGGUUCUCAGUUGUUAUCGAGUUCCGGUCGUCGACCCAAGUUGAUUCAACGAAAUCACACUCGCUUAUCCUCGAACAAAUUUCCACCAUCUCCUUGAUACAUUCGCGCAAAGCCUGCUCCAACCCAGAACCCAUUCGUAAUCCGCCACUAUGUCCAAGAACUCCUCCGCCUACGGCCAAGCCGCCGGCGACACCGACUUCCGCAAGAAGUACGAUCUCGACGAAUAUGCCGCUAAAGCCCGCGACCGCGAGGAGGCUGAAAAAGAGGAGCGCAAGGCGCGAUGGGAGGCCAAGAUGGCCGGCAAAAAAUACUACAAGCCUCUCGAGGGGCACGAAACCUUAACCACCGCUCGCUCGGGACACCAAGACUUCAGCAAGCUGGUCGGCACGACGAUGCUGGUGCCCGCGGGGGCAGGAGUGGGCAAGCGCGGUCGCGGCGCGGGCAUCUACUGCGAGGCCUGCGACCUGACCUUCAAGGACAACCUGCAGUGGAUCGAGCACACGAAUAGCAUGCAGCAUCAGCGGAACACGGGACACACGGGCGAAGUGCGAAAAGCGACGGCUGAGGAGGUGCAUCAGAGAAUCGAGCUGCUGUGGGAGAAGCUACAGGAAAGGAAGAGGGAGCAGGUCGUUAGUCUCCAGGAGCGGCUGGAGGUGAGGAGGGUGGAAGAUGAGAAGGAGAGGGAGGAGAAGAGGAGGAAGAGGAAAGAGGUGGAGGAGCGGAAGAGGCUGGAGAAAGAGGAGGCGCUCAAGGCGAAGACCAAUUACGGAGAGGACGUGAGAAUUGAGGGCGAACACGAUGAAGAUGAUAUGAUGGCGGCUAUGGGGUUCACGGGAUUCGGAGUUCCGAAGAAGUAGGCUGGUCUCAGCGUGGGCAUAGUAGCGUGUCUACAGCGUUAUGCUGCGAGGUUGUUCUACCAGUUGUCAUAUGUCGGAGGGGGCAUAUGAGGCUUCUUUACUGGCUGCCUUUCCGUGGUUCGUUGGUGUAAAUGGAAACAUCCCUGAGGUGGGAUGAUCUCACCUGGCACUUUGCGAAGGUCUUGCGGAAGAUAUCGGUUCGAUUCCGAUACGGGUCACACUUUUUUUUUGUCCCAUUUCUUUCUGAGACGUCUAUUGGGGAUCGCACAAGAUAUCAAACACAGCAUGGGACGGCGUUCUGGGGUUGGGUGUUUUCUGUUUGUUUGAUGGUUUAGUCAAUAGCUAAGACGGUGUUUCUAGCUUGAGAUAACUUGGGGCAUACCAGCAUAGAUUAUACCGUAGAUGAACUAUGCUCUGCCGUUUGACAUAUCAAAAUUUUAGUCUCUUGAGGCACCUAGAGCACCAUACUAUUCAC